Messenger RNA from Drosophila subpulchrella, 1274 nucleotides. Its product is annotated as ribosome biogenesis protein BRX1 homolog. The record is from RefSeq and is a predicted model, not a curated record. The transcript has 2 exons. Gene Ontology annotation, biological process: rRNA processing; ribosomal large subunit assembly. Gene Ontology annotation, molecular function: rRNA binding. Gene Ontology annotation, cellular component: nucleolus. The coding region runs from base 94 to 1164 and encodes 356 amino acids. NCBI's taxonomy places the organism in Eukaryota, Metazoa, Arthropoda, Insecta, Diptera, Drosophilidae.
GCUUGCCAUCCCUGGUUGUUGUCAUUCGAACUCCACGUUGUUUUGCAUUUUCACUUAUUUUAAUUGUUUUUUAUAUUAUUAAAACCAAGCCAAAUGGGUCGCAAGUUCCAGAAUAAGAAAAAGAAGGCGGCACCACAGCUGGAGAUUGUGCCACUGGAUGAAAAUCCACCACUGCCGCCACAGCGAUCCUCAGACGAUGUGGUGCCCAAAAAGGAAAAGUGGGUGAACAAACAGCGCGUGCUGGUCUUUUCCGCCCGUGGUAUCAGCCACCGGGACCGGCAUCUAAUGAAGGACAUCAAGACCCUGAUGCCACACCACCGCACCGAGUCCAAAAUGGAGCGCUCCAAAACAUUAUCGGUGGUCAACGAAAUGUGCGAGAUGAAACACUGCAACAAGGCCCUGCUCUUCGAGGGUCGCCGCAAAAAGGAUCUGUACAUGUGGGUGUCCAAUACCGCGGGCUCCACUGGCCCAUCGGCCAAGUUCCUCAUCGAGAACAUCCACACAAUGGCCGAACUGAAGAUGACGGGCAAUUGCUUGCGAGGAUCGCGUCCCCUACUCUCCUUCGACUCCAAAUUCGACGAGUUGCCGCACCUUAAGCUGCUCAAGGAGAUGUUCGUGCAGACCUUUUCGGUGCCCAAUCAUCAUCCCAAGAGCCAGCCCUUCGUGGACCAUGUGUUCACCUUCACUUACCUGGACAACCGCAUUUGGUUCAGGAAUUUCCAGAUUCUCUCUGAAGACGGUGGCCUGUCCGAGGUGGGACCGCGUUAUGUGAUGAAUCCUGUGAAAAUAUUCGAUGGAUCCUUCACGGGAAAAACCAUUUGGGAGAAUCCCGACUACGUGAGUCCGGCUAAACAGCGACAGAUGCUCAAGAAGGCUGCUAAGGACAAGUACGUGAACCGAGUGGAGCAGAAGGUCAAGCACGAGGCCACUCGGCCGGUCAGAGCCUACGAUGGCGUUGAUAAUGACGAGCUCUUCGAGGACGAUGAUCCCGUAGAGACGGCCAAGAUUCUGGCCGCGAUAGCCAAGAAGAAGAAGGAGGAAGCUGCCAAGCAAACACCGAAAUCGGCGCUGACCAAGAAGAUCAAGGAAAAGCAAUUGAAGGCCGUCAAAGAAGUUAUCGAAAGAAAGAAGGCAAGAACCACUAAACGUGUGAAAAAGGUUUAAACACCUAAUUUUACAUUUAGAUACAAAACGAUUAAACUUUAUGAAUACGUUUACAAACUGUGCAUCCUAAGUUUGAAUAUAUCAAUAGACAAGAUUACCAGUAAUUAUUA